Messenger RNA from Heterocephalus glaber (naked mole-rat), 4734 nucleotides. Lineage: Eukaryota; Metazoa; Chordata; Mammalia; Rodentia; Bathyergidae. The record is from RefSeq and is a predicted model, not a curated record.
CCACACCUCUCCAGCCGGUGGCCGGUCCUGGGGGAGCGCUAAUGAGAAAUUAUCUGGAUGGUUUACAUUCUGGGGUCUGUAUCCGGCCCAGGGUGGAGUACCAGUUUAUCCUGAUAGUGUUGAAGGCAAGAAGGUUACAGAUACUCCAGCCCUCUGUUAGGACUGAGUCCACCCCUCAGCUCCGCCCCUAGCUGUGGCCCCCUCCCCAGUGCGUGACCUUCCCUCCCACGUUGCCUCGCUUUUUGAUCUCUUGCCGGCUCUGCCUCUGACUCCAUCUCCUUCUCCAGCUGUGAAGAUCCCUUCUUCAAGCCCGGUGGUGAUCCACACUCAGCUCGCUGCCUUGCCCACCCGCCUGGCCUAUCACCACUGAGAACCUUAAUUCUCUCAGGGCCACACUUCUGUUCUUUCCUCCAGCUGCGGUGCAGUAAAGGAGGGUCUAGCACAGGACAGGUGGUAGAGGCACCUUGGACCUGUGAUCCACGGCAAUGUUGAGCCAUUGUUUCUGCCUGUCAGUAGUCAGCUGGAGUAAGUAGAUGUGCUCGCUUUAGAUGGAGCAUUUGUCCUGCCACCUGCCUGUUCCAGCUCCAGUUGGCUCAUAUUUGUCACUUGUAACCCUGGCAUGGAUGUUCCUUUGCAAGGUUGUUUCUUUUUUUCCCCCAAAAAAGUGCUCGAAACUGUUAUCCCAGAAGUGAGGGAAGCCAAUGUUACUUGCUCUGGCAAAAUUUGCAUCUGGAUCCUCCUCUCCAUGUGCCAGCUGCAAUUGUGGCUCCCUGGUCAUUCAAGCGGAAGUGGGCCAGGCAGGGACAGGGACAGGGACUGGGUGACCAGGACAGGGUCCAGGCUGAAAGCUGGAACCUGGGGACGUGGGAGCUUGCGUUUUUUGAGUACUAACUCCUCGUGUCCCAGGGAUCAUGCUGGCAGGCACAAAGUACAGAGACCUUCUCUGCCCCAAGGACCCUAGAGAAACCCGUUACCUAGUGACACCAAAGUCUCACAGGCCCAGGUUUAAUGCAAAUUUAUCUGAUGCAGUGUUUGUAAAGACUGAUGGAAUGGAUCUCCCAGGGGUCCACCACCUCAUUCUGCCAAUUGGGGGAGCCAAUGCUGUGGUUAGAGGUAAAUCCUGUCACUUUGAGUGAUCACUUUCAUGCCAAGGUAAUCGACCACAAAGAUAAAUGCAAAUAUGGAAAUUGCAUGCCAGUGCUCAAUAUUAAGUUGGUAUCCACACAAUAUGGGAAAUAGGAUAUUGCUUUUUAAGUGGGCAUAGGAAUGUAGACAGAAAGUCUUGGUCAUAAAAAACAAUACCACAGGUAUAUUACUGAGACCUCAUUAUACUGUAUAUGAGCACCAGUCUGAACAGUUUCCCAUAAUACCUCUUUUAAGGUAUAAAGAAUCAACUCUCUUGCAGGUAAGAAAGCAGGCUCAGAAUAGCUAAGCAAUUAGCCCGGGGUAACACAGCUGGCAAGUAGCACAGCCAGCAUUUGAAGUCAGGCAGUCUGAUUCUGAAGAUGUCCCUGUGACCACCACGCUAUACACUCAGCCUCCAGACAAUGUGCUUGUGGCUGAAGCCCCCAGUCUGGUAAACUGAGCAGAACAUCCAUAAUCUGGGGAUGACGGAAGAGUAUAGCGGAGGCUAGGAGGAUGGGAAGGCUUUGGCAGGUCAUGCAAGGAGUACUGGAGGGGCAUGCAGGGGUUGGCAGCUGACAGGGCAUUUGGGGGUGGCUGGGGGCAUCUCUGCUGGCUCCAGCCAUAGCACCAGGUGGGACCCAUCAGCCUCGUGUAAACACUUCUCAGAGGCAGCUUAACCACUUGAGUGUGUCCGGCCUUCAAAGCCAGUGGGAGAGGCCAGGAGGGAGGCACAGAACUCCCUAGGGGGAUAAUGAUUUAUCUCCUGUGCAGGUGGACUCCACCGGGGCCUCUUGGGGAGGUGAGGGGGUGAACUGGGCACUAGGGAGCUGAGAGGGGAGAGCAGUAGGGCGGGAGUGGAGGAGCACCUCUGGCUAGCACCUCAGACUUCUCAUUAGGAAGCCAAAGCUCAGCCAGCACACCCAGCAGGCCUGAGAAAUAGUCACGUUUAUGCCCAUUGGCUAGAUGAAGAGACUGAGGUUCAGAGAGGCUGAAUGACCUGUUCAAAGGCCACUAACUGGCAGACAGGCAAGCAAUGCUUCCCGAGACCCACAAUGAGUCCUGUGGGAUAGGCCAGAUGCUCCCAGUUUUCAAGUGCCCUGGGACAAGCCCAGGCAGGCCUCUGUCCUGGGGGUGGGUGGACUGAGAGCACCAGAGGGCAAGGGUGUGACACCAAGUUUGGAGCAGAGCUCCUGUCCUGGCUCCAGGUAGUGGUCUGAGGCCCAGCAUCCAGCUUCCCAGACAUAGCUCACCGGGGGCGGGGGGGCAGCCCCUGCCCCCAUCACCCCAGCCACUGGAUCCAGAGCCCUGGCUCUCUCCGGGGUAGGGAUUAUUGCCAUUCUCUGUGUCUCUGGCCAGGGCGGGCGCUGCUGCCUCUUUUAUCCCCUCACAAAGGCCAGCCCUGCCAGGCCUGCUGUGUCAGAGUUUCUGUGCCUGGAGGGGGGCAGGGACCUUACUUCCUUUUCUCCUGCCAAACCUAGAGGGCCAUGCAGAGUCUACCAGCUUGGUGGGGGCCACUGCUUUAGCUCCAGGACAGGUGAAGAACACAUAGGUGACUCAGCACUAGGAAAAGAAGGCUGGCAGGUCAAGUAGCCAAGAAGGGCUCCUCUUCAAAUGACAGGAUAUUACUGCAGCAUGAGGUUUGUAGGGUAGACUUAAAGAAGGACUUCCAGUGAGAGCUGGCCACUAUCAGUCAGGGGUGGGGCCAGCUGGCUCCCAUUAUUGAUAAAUCACCAGUGAUCCACAAGUCUGGUUUGAGUGUUCACCAUAUUCCACCUAUUUGAGUAGCUGGCUCUAGUAUCAGGGUAAGGAAUUCUGUGAGUGAGGAACAGGAACUGAUUUCUUCUGCAGGGAUACCAGGUGGGUUACUUGUAGUGUCUGGAUGUUCUGGCCUCGAACAGUCUCCUGAGUAGAGAAACCUAGGGGAAGAUCAGAAGCAUAGGUUGGGGGCCCCAGGUUACCACAGAAUUAACCCUUCUCUCUCUUCCCUCAGGUUGGUUUUUGGGGUAGCCCGUUGCAGCAACCAAGACUUCCCAUGUGACACUCGGAGAAGGCUUUGAGGAACUCUGCCUUUGAGGCCCUCGGUCUGGGCUGAUGGAGCCCUGUGCUCCCCACGCUCUCUCUGUCCACAGUUGAGAUUUGGGUGGAUUUGGGCUGCGGCUCGGGCUUGAAUCUCCUGCUGCUGACCCAGCCCCACAGGCGUUAGCAAGAGCCCUGCGCCAUCCACUGCCCCCCAAGAAACCACCCCUCCCGCCAGGGGCCUGGAGCUGGAGAGUGACUAUGCGGCUUGGGCUGUGUGUGGUGGCCCUGGUUCUGAGCUGGACACACCUCACCGCCAGCAGCCGAGGGGUCAAGGGGAAGAGGCAGAGGCGGAUCAGUGCUGAGGGGAGCCAAGCCUGUGCCAAGGGCUGUGAGCUCUGCUCCGAGGUCAACGGCUGCCUCAAGUGUUCACCCAAGCUGUUCAUCCUGCUGGAGCGGAACGACAUCCGCCAGGUGGGCGUCUGCUUGCAGUCCUGUCCGCCUGGAUACUUUGACGCCCGCAACCCCGACAUGAACAAGUGCAUCAAAUGCAAGAUUGAGCACUGUGAGGCCUGCUUCAGCCACAACUUCUGCACCAAGUGUCAGGAGGGCCAGUAUUUGCACAAGGGUCGCUGCUACCCAACCUGUCCUGAGGGCUCCACCCCCACAAAUGGCACCAUGGAGUGCAGCAGUCCUGCACAAUGUGAAAUGAGUGAAUGGUCCCCGUGGGGGCCCUGCUCCAAGAAGAAGAAGCUCUGUGGCUUCCGGAAGGGCUCUGAGGAGCGGACACGCAGAGUGCUCCAUGCUCCUGGGGGGGACCACACCACCUGCUCUGAGACCAAGGAGACCCGAAGGUGCACAGUGCGGAGGAUGCCAUGCCCUGAUGGACAGAAGAGGAGGAAGGGAGGCCAGGGCCGACGGGAGAACGCCUACAGGAACCCCAGCAGGAAGAACAAGGAGACCAGCCCAAGCUCUCGGAGACACAGAGGACAGCAGCAGCUGCCAGAGCAGCCACAGCCAGGGACAGUGGGGCCACUCACGUCUGCUGGGCCCAGCUAAGCACAGGACCCCGCCUCCACCCCCAUGCAAAAGAGCCCCACGCUGCUCUGCGUGAAGAAAGCUUCCCAGAACUGGAGUGUCGGGGGCAGUGUGUACACAUACACUCCAUCCAUGCAUGCACACACAGCCAUGUCCAAAUGUGCAACCAGACAGACACACACAUGUGCACAUACGCACACAACUGAGGCCACCAGAAGACACUUCCAUCCAGUGGCCCAACAGUUCACACUUGGCGUACAAUGCUCACAAUGGUUGUGUCAGACCAUUUUCCAGUAUUCAAAGCCAAACUUUGCAGCACGGAACUUUCUGGAGAAGCUACCGGGAUUGCACCUGCCAAGUGUGGUGGUCCAGCCAAAGCCUGAGAACUGCUGUGGGAGAAGAAUUCAUCCGACCACGUUUAACAUACCAGCUGUGUGACUUUAUCGUUGGAGAGUAUCCCAGAGCAUCCGUGAUACAUAUCAGGGCUGACCUGACUCAAAAAACUGCUUAAAGGUUUAUUUCAAAUUAAAAAGAAAAAAACCAAUGACAACAAUA